Prunus armeniaca (apricot) is the source of this 699-nucleotide messenger RNA. Lineage: Eukaryota; Viridiplantae; Streptophyta; Magnoliopsida; Rosales; Rosaceae. The record is from the annotation of a GenBank genome assembly.
AUGCGGUUGUUUCCUUUGAGCUCAAGCCCGACCUCAACCUCGACCUCGAGCACAGAAAGGGAGAAGACUGAUCGGAAAAAAAAUCGCGCCCUUUUGUACCUCAAUGUCUACGAUCUCACGCCUGUAAAUAACUACCUUUACUGGUUUGGAUUUGGGAUCUUCCACUCCGGCAUCGAAGUUCAUGGCUUGGAGUAUGGAUUUGGAGCCCAUGAGUAUCCUAGCAGUGGGGUUUUUGAGGUGGAACCAAGAAGUUGUCCUGGCUUCAUCUUCAGAAGGUCAGUCCUGUUGGGCAGCACUGAUAUGUCUCGCUCAGAAUUGCGGUCAUUUAUGGAGCACCUUUCUGGAAAGUAUCAUGGUGAUACUUAUCAUUUAAUCGCCAAGAAUUGCAAUCAUUUUACUGAUGAGGUCUGUAUGCGGCUAACUGGAAAGCCUAUACCAGGAUGGGUAAAUCGGCUGGCCAAAGUAGGUUCUUUCUGUAACUGUCUUCUGCCAGAAAGCAUUCAAAUUGCAGCAGUGAGACAUCUUCCUGACCAUCCUGCAUAUUCUGGUGAGGAUGAUGAUGACGACGGAUCAGAAUCCAUCGCAUCAUCUGGAACAGAAGGAAGUGAAGAGGGGCCAAAUCAUCAUCUGCUGACUACACCAGCAGGUGAUGUAGCUUUCCUGAAGGAAAAACCCGUGAGGUUAGCAAGGGAACAGUAA